Messenger RNA from Colletotrichum spaethianum, 2607 nucleotides. Its product is annotated as lipase 4. The transcript is spliced from 3 exons. The coding region runs from base 1 to 2607 and encodes 868 amino acids. Gene Ontology annotation, biological process: lipid metabolic process. Lineage: Eukaryota; Fungi; Ascomycota; Sordariomycetes; Glomerellales; Glomerellaceae. Gene Ontology annotation, molecular function: triacylglycerol lipase activity. The record is from RefSeq and is a predicted model, not a curated record.
AUGAACGACGUCCUCCUCAACUCCGUCCACCCUCUCCCCUCCAUUCGGGUCAAGCCCUCCAACGUCCCCUCGGCGUCACUCAAGCCCGGCCGCUCCUCGUCCAUUAAGAAGCAACAACAGCAACAGCCACAACCACCUCUUAAUGCCGCUUUCGACUCCGUAUCCCGUGCAAUCAAAGGCGCCAACAACCUCGUCCUGUCGUUGCGCGAUGGAUUGUCCGAGCUGGAACGGGAGAAUAGGAGGAAAAAGGAAGAACGGAGGCUAGUCCUCUCUGUUCACAUGAAGAAUGCCCAGACCAGGAAACAGUGGCAGGACGCCGCUGAAGAACUCGACACCCUCGAGGAGAACGACUUGUGGAAACUGGAUCCAUACAGCGGGGACUAUAACUAUGCGCUGAUCGAGGCGCGGCUGAAAGAAUUAGACGAUGCGCGCAUAAACUGCGACACUCGUGCCAUGAUGCACCUUGUACGGACCGCCCUCUGUCGCGAUCUCGGGGGCAUGGGAAACGUCGACUUGUACAGGCACUCCUACGUGGGCACCAAGAGCCUCAUCGAGAGGUACGUCGACUCGGCCAUGCAGACCAUCGACGCCCUCGUGGAAAAGAGCCAAUUCGCGUUGCCCGAGGGCAUGGGACAGAGGGACAUACUCGAGAGCGUCUUGUACGCUCGUCAGAGCUUCGGCCGGAGCGCGCUGUUGCUCAGCGGCGGCGGGACAUUGGGUAUGUCCCAUAUUGGAGUCCUCAAGGCUCUCUUCGAGGUCAAGCUGCUGCCGCGCAUCAUAUCGGGUGCCUCAGCAGGCUCCAUCGUCUCGGCCGUUAUUUGCACAAGAACAGACGAGGAAAUCCCCCGUCUUGUAAAGGAGUUUCCCUACGGUGACCUGGCCGUCUUCGAUGCCGAGGAGAACCCGGACGGUGUGUUUGACCACAUGCGGAGGCUGCUCACCGAGGGAAGCUGGUCCGAUAUAAAGCAUCUGACCCGCGUAAUGCGAGGUUUGGUAGGAGACCUCACUUUCCAGGAGGCGUACAACCGAACGCGACGGGUACUCAACAUCUGCGUUUCGACCGAGUCCAUGUACGAGCUCCCGCGUCUCCUAAACUACAUCACGGCGCCCAACGUCAUGAUUUGGUCUGCUGUGGCUGCUUCAUGCUCCGUCCCGCUGGUCUUUAGUGCCGCCCCCUUAUUAGUAAAGAACCCAGAUACCGGCGAGCACAUGCCUUGGAACCCGACACCGCAGCGAUGGAUCGACGGCUCCGUCGACAACGACCUGCCCAUGACGAGGCUCGCCGAGAUGUUCAACGUGAACCAUUUCAUCGUCUCCCAGGUGAAUCCUCACGUUGUCCCGUUCCUGGCGCGUGAUGAUCAGCUUGAUCCCGACGACACUGCGGCGCGCCGGUCGAGUCUGUCGCCCAGCAAGCAGGAGCUUGAUUGGGUUUAUACCCUGACAGCUCUCGCCAAAGAGGAGGCCUUGCACCGGUUGCACUUCCUGGCUGAGAUUGGGGUUUUUCCGAACCUCGUCACCAAGAUUAGGAGCAUUCUCAGCCAGAAGUAUUCCGGCGACAUCAAUAUCCUCCCCGAGGUCAACGUGCACGAUAUCCCAAAGAUCUUGAGCAACCCCAGUCCCGACUUCAUGCUGCGGGCCUGUCUGAUGGGCGAGCGCGCAACAUGGCCGAAGCUCAGCCGAAUCCGCGACCGUUGUGCCAUCGAGCUCGCACUGGAUCGUGCCGUCCAUCGCCUGCGUGCUCGUGUCGUCUUCUCCGAUAGCCAGGUGGACUUACGGAGGCUUACUACGGGUAUCGUCCUGCCGCCGCCCUGGCCCAAGUCCUCCGCAGCUGCGAAGCAGACGUCUAACGGUGCUCCGGCUCUUACUCUGGACACUGAAGUCGUCAGGAACCGACAGCGCAGGUGUUCCGGCAGCAGCGUGCAGCUCAUGGCGCACCACCGACGUCUGAUGGAAAAUGUCCUCACGGAUGAAGAAACGGAAGAGGAAGAGCGGUUGGAGAUGCGUGCGAGACAUGGUCACGGAAGUGCCUCGCCGGUCAUCGUCCGCAAGCCCCGUCUCAAGAGAGCGGCAAAGAGCCACUACAACGUUUCACUGGUGAGAGGCCCGAUGACUAGCCCGAUAAACCCGGCGCAGCUCGAGGCCGUCGAGUUCGACUUUGGGAAGCCUGUGACACCCCCGUUGCCGCGAUCACGUCACUCGGAAGGCUCACUGUCUCAGAACAGAAGACCGAGUUACCUUGACAUGACACCGGCCAAGGAUGUCGCGGCGCCUGGAUCGAGAGGAGAGGCGACUUCGCACACGGACGAGAUGGAGACCUCGGACCUGCAUUCUUCUGACGGGGACGUGGAGUCGCACACCGAGGACACAAUGUCCGACCCUGACCCGUACGAGCGGAACUGGAUGCACGAUGGAACGGGCGAGCUGGAGACGACUCCCAAAAGCGGUAAGGACUUGCUCGAGAUCAGCAGCCGCGAGCUCGUGCCUGUAGACGGGAGGGUGAGCUCCUCAGACGAGGAAAAGAAGACAGAGAAGGGCAAAGAACUGGCCGAAGAUACGCCUGGGGAGGAAGAUGAUGUCCUCAGGUCCAACUGGAUGAGCUGGGACUAG